This is a messenger RNA of Hippocampus zosterae (dwarf seahorse), 1056 nucleotides long. RefSeq names its product L-rhamnose-binding lectin CSL2-like. NCBI's taxonomy places the organism in Eukaryota, Metazoa, Chordata, Actinopteri, Syngnathiformes, Syngnathidae. The record is from RefSeq and is a predicted model, not a curated record. Gene Ontology annotation, molecular function: carbohydrate binding. The transcript has 7 exons.
ACAUGAAGUCACUUUCCAGACAGGGAUCACCUCCGAUCAUCGUCUAAGUGUGGGAGACUUUCUUGUCCGAAAAUGAAUUCCAACCGCUUCAGACUUACUGCGGCGCUGUUGCUGGCAACAACCGGUUUGCUCCUCACAGCAGUUGCUGAAUCUAAGAACCGAGCGACCACAUGUGACAAUGACGACGGGACCGUCCAACACUUAGACUGCGGUCAUGGCGUAAUCAGUGUGAUUGACUCGGUGUAUGGUUGCUCAAACCCGUGGGUCUGUACUGAUGAGGACCAAUCUGAUCAACAGCUGGCCAACACAUACUGGACCGAGGAAAGCACCGUGGACAAACUCUGGACCUAAUCUUUGCAACAACUUUUUGUGCGCAGAUGCAAUGGCAGGAAAUCAUGUGAAGUGAGCCUGACUGUUUUCCACACUCGUGGUUCCUGUGUUGGCGCCUUCAAAUAUCUGCAGACCACCUUUACCUGCCUGGAACCAAUGACUGUGGUGGCUUGUCAGGGGGCCAUGGCACACUUGGAUUGUGGUUUGGGGCACGUUAUCACCAUCGAUGGUACAGCCUACGGACGCCGCGACCAGACCACCUGCUCCGAGGGAAGGCCCUUUGAUCAGCGCCAAAACAUCGAGUGCAUGCAGCCAUCAACUGCCACGGUUGUCAAAAUGUACAGUAGCACAAUCUUGUUUCCCAAAUGUACAGUCGCACAAUCUUUUUGUUUCUUUAUCCCUGAAACUAAACCCAUUUUCCUCAUUCAUGGGUGUAAGGGGAAAACCACCUGUUCAGUCCCAGCCAACAAUGCAGUGUUCACCAACCCAUUUCAAGGCACCUACAAGUACUUGGAGAUUUCCUACGCAUGCAAUCGUAAAUAGUGUAAUAUCUGUUUCUUGUAUUUUGUGUGACGUCAUAGGGAGGGGAGGAGCCAGGUUGGGAGAAUAUUGGCUCCGGUAGUUAGUCUGAGUGAGGAGCGCAUGGGCGUGAGUUGUGGCUAACAGCAACUCCUUUGAAUGCGUGUGUUUAUUACUUAUUCUGUUUAUUAAAAAUGGUGAAUAGUA